This is a messenger RNA of Cheilinus undulatus (humphead wrasse), 2761 nucleotides long. RefSeq names its product kelch repeat and BTB (POZ) domain containing 3 (gene kbtbd3). The record is from RefSeq and is a predicted model, not a curated record. NCBI's taxonomy places the organism in Eukaryota, Metazoa, Chordata, Actinopteri, Labriformes, Labridae. The transcript has 10 exons. Gene Ontology annotation, molecular function: protein binding. The coding region runs from base 129 to 2036 and encodes 635 amino acids.
CCGAGGUGCUGACUCUGUCAGUGAAGUUACUCUGCUUCAAGCUACCUACUUGUGCAUUACACAUGUACUUCUGUUGCUUCUGUAUGCUAGUUCUUUAACAACAAAGACUCAUCCAGGGCUUUCUGAAGAUGGAUGAACUUCAAGAGUCACACCCUAGCACUAACACCAACAGCCCCAGCAGCCGCAGCAGCCCACCCAGUAAAGCUGACAGUGCUCCACAAUGCAAUGGGGUCUCAGAGAGACGGACUCUACUGCGGAUGUCUGAGUCACACGGACUCCAGCUGCUAGGCGUGCUCAGAUCAUUUAGGGAACAAGGCUUAAUGUUUGACUUUAUCAUUAAAGUCCAAGAACAAAGUUUUCCCUGUCAUCGUUGUGUCCUUGCUGCAUGCAGUGAUUUUUUCAGGGCCAUGUUUGAGGUGGAUAUGCGAGAGCGUGAUGAUGGCUCAGUUACUCUGGGAGACCAGUGUGCUGUAGUAGUGAGUUUAUUCCUAGACUUUGCCUACUCUGGAGAGGUACUUAUCACUGAAGGAAACGUAGACAUGCUGUUUCAACUCGCAUCUUUUCUACAGGUGCCAAUCUUGUUCAAGGCUUGCAGUGACUUCCUGAUAGGAACCAUGGAUCUGAGCAACUGUCUAUCUCUCUUCUCUCUGGCUGAGGCCUACGGCUCAGCCUCCCUCCUCCAAAGUGCCUCUGAGUUUGUGGUUCAGAACUUCUCCAGCCUCUCCAAAAUGCAGGACUUUUUGGAAAUGCAGGUGAAUGUGCUGGAAGCAUGUCUUAGGUCAGAUGCUUUAAAUGUGCCUAGUGAGGAAGUAGUGGUGAUGGCACUUCUUCAGUGGGUACGACAUGAUCUCCCAGGAAGACAAAAGCUGCUCCCUGGGUUGUUAUCUUUGACCAGACUCCACCAUCUAUCUGCACCUGCCUUAAAGACACUCCAUGACUCAGACCCUCUACUCUGUGACCACCAGUCCUGUCUGGCCCUGCUCUCAGAGGCUCAGAGCAAACAUGAUCAAUACAGUGGCCUGCUCACUGAUGCCAGACCAGCCACCACCCAGAGUUACAUCUACAUUCACAAGACGGAGGAGAACGGAGAGAUCCGCCACACCUUCUGCUACUGUCUGGAAACAGACCAAUGGAAAGAGCUGGGGGCCGGGCAUGGAGGGGGGCCAGCCAUGAUACCAGACCCACCAGGAUCCUGUCUUACCAGCUAUGCUGAAAAGAUGUUUGUGACAGGUGGCUGCAGAGGAAACUGCUGCCGGGCAAUACGUCUCCAUGUGGCCGAACUAUUCCAUGAUGCGACAGACGAGGUCUGGUGCUUCUGUCCCGUGACCCUCACCUGCACACCUGCACCUGCCAUGCUGAAGCCAAGAACUACACACACAGCUGUAACCUGCCUGGGCCGAGUGUAUGUCAUUGGAGGACGGACCAAAGGAUCCAGAGGGGGAGCACCUAGUCUGCUGGAGGUGGAGUAUUUUAACCCUCUGACACAGACCUGGACCUCAGUCAGCCCGCUACCCACUGGUAUCUUCUACCCUGAGGCCAGUGCUUGUGGCAGUGUCAUCUACACUCUGGGAUCAGAGGUGGAGAUCACAGACUCUUUUAACCCUUCACUGGACUGUUUUUUCUCCUAUGACACCCAGGAGGACCAGUGGAGCCGCCUGGUGGCAGAGUUUGGCCAGUUCUUCCAUGCUACGCUCGUCAAAUCUGUGUCAAUAAAUAACACACUGCAUCUCUGUGACCUGUCUACUUAUAAGGUGUACAGUUUCUGCCCAGAGACCUGUGUGUGGAAGGGUGAAGGCUCGUUUGAGUGUGCUGGCUUUAAUGCUGGAGCAGUGGGAAUGAGAGACAGAAUCUACAUCCUGGGUGGAGACUAUUCCCCCGAUGAAAUCACUGAUGAAGUUCAGGUGUACCACAGCGGCAGGAGUCAGUGGGAGGAAGUGGCUCCAAUGCCUCGAGCGCUGACUGAGUUUCACUGUCAGCUCAUCAGCUUCAACAGAUACAGAGACCCAUGGAGUGACACAGUGGACACACACACAUAAGCACGUGUUAGUGUGCUUAUUUUACAUAUAACUCACCUCAAAUGUAUGCCCGAGUCUCCAAUGUGCAUGAUGGACAGCUGACUGAGCAAACAUCUCUAGAGAGAAUGACAGUCAUCAACUAACAUAGCAUCUCUCACAACUCAUCAUAACACAAGUGCAGGCAAGCCAAAACAGAUUAUUUAUUUUUUUAUUUGAGAAGCUGAACAUUAACAUUGUAUAUGUGUCAAUCAGAAAGUUGUCCCUCCUAUGGAGGCAGCAUAUUUCCAAGAGUAAUAUUUUUACUAACUAAAUUUUUCUGCUUUGUGAGAAUCCACUUAGAGAAGUCAAAGGAUCUGUAAAUGUAUCCGCCUUGAAGAGCAUUUUGUCAUUUAGUGUAGUUUUCUUCAAUCUAUGUCGAGAAAAUCACACAUGUGACACAAACAUAGUCUAGAAUAGCAUUAUUCAGUCAUGUUUUCCUAUUUGUGGUUAUUUGAUAUAACUUAAGUGGGACUUUUCCAUGUUGAGUUAUCCUCAUUUUCCUGCCUUAGUUCUGACAGACAUUCUUAUAUAAAUUGGAGUGUUAAAAUCCUGUACAAAUGGCUUUACAUUGCAAAUACCUGGAUGAAUUUUGCUUUGAAGUACUUGUCUUCGGCCUGCUUCAAACUUUUGUGUAUCCAUGCAUCCUGAUUCUGCUUCCUUAGUAACUUAAUUGCACUGCUUGUGUGAUGGAAAUGCACAACUUUUUC